Aspergillus steynii IBT 23096 is the source of this 1803-nucleotide messenger RNA. Its product is annotated as thiamine pyrophosphate-binding protein. Lineage: Eukaryota; Fungi; Ascomycota; Eurotiomycetes; Eurotiales; Aspergillaceae. The coding region runs from base 1 to 1803 and encodes 600 amino acids. The record is from RefSeq and is a predicted model, not a curated record. The transcript is spliced from 2 exons. Gene Ontology annotation, molecular function: flavin adenine dinucleotide binding; acetolactate synthase activity; magnesium ion binding. Gene Ontology annotation, biological process: L-valine biosynthetic process. Gene Ontology annotation, cellular component: acetolactate synthase complex; mitochondrion.
AUGGAUACUCGCAAGCUCAUCGGUCUAACAGGAGGGGAAAUAGUCCGGGAAAUCGUUGCCAAGUACGGAACUCAUCAUGUUUUCGGAUACCCAGGAGGCGCUGCCCUGCCCCUGUUCGACGCCAUAUUCAAGAGUUCCAUCUUCCGCUUCAUCCUUGCCCACCAUGAGCAAGGAGCGGGCCACAUGGCCGAGGGGUACGCCCGUGCUAGCGGGAAACCAGGCGUCGUUGUGGUCACUUCGGGGCCAGGAACCUCCAACAUGGUGACUCCCAUGCUGGAUGCCCUUCUGGACGGAACCCCGAUGGUCGUAAUAUGCGGCCAAGUAUCAACAGCCGCCCAGGGCACGCAUGCCUUCCAGGAGAUAGACGUUGAGGCGAUAGCUAAACCAUGCACGAAAUGGUGCACCUGCGUGCGCAGCAUCAGCGAUCUCCCGGACUGCCUGGAGUUGGCAUUUCAUCAUGCCAUGGACGGGCGCUCCGGUCCAGUCCUCGUUGCGGUUCCUAAGGAUAUCGGACUCGCCACCUUUGACGCCCUUGCAUUUGAAGAGUCUUUGAAAAGUUCAUAUAAUGCUCGUGAAAACAGUGACCCGCAAGAGUCUAGUCUCGCUCCGGCGCACAAUACAGAUACCCUUUACGACCAGAUCGACCGUGUUGCGAACGAGAUAAACCAUUCCCAGCGCCCUGUCAUCUGCGCGGGAAACGGGGCUCACAGCGAACACGGCGCUUUGUUCUUGUCAAAAGUGGCCGAAAAGGCUCAAAUCCCGGUCGCUACCACCCUCCUGGGACUCGGCAGCUUUGAUGAGAUCCGAGACAAGUCUUUACACCUGAUUGGCACAUAUGGGUCACCGUACGGCAACUAUGCCAUCCAGAACGCCGACUUGAUCAUUGCGAUCGGCGCCCGUCUAGACGAGCGUGCGGUGGGUAAUGCUGCUGGAUAUGCCCCUAGGGCUCGAGAAACCGAGUCGGGACAAGGCCGUGGGAUCAUCCACUUUGACAUAACACCCGACACGGUGGGCAAGGUCAUCAAGCCGACCGAAGUGGUGGUUGGAGAUUUAUCCCAAACCUUGCCUAUUCUGCUUGCGCGUCUUUCCGGGCAUAAAGGUCGAUCGAGCUGGUUGGAUCAAAUUCAAGAGUGGAAGAGGCAGCAUGCGUUCAAGAUUUUUUAUAGUGACUCAUACACCGGCUCCUGUCGCUGUCUCCCUCAGCAUGUAGUGAGGGAGUUGAACCAACAGACCGCACUGUUCAAACACCGUACGACCAUCACAACGGGGGUUGGGCAGCACCAAAUGUGGGCAACGAGGUUCUAUCGCUGGAGAUACCCCCGGUCCCUCAUCACGUCCGGCAGCCUCGCCACGAUGGGAUUCGGGGUCCCUGCUGCCAUUGGAGCACAACUUGCUCGGCCAGACCAUCAAGUCAUUGAUUUGGACGGUGACGCUUGCUUCAACAUGACCAUGGAGGAACUUCUCACCGCUUCCCAGAAUCAGAUUCCAAUCAAAGUAAUCAUCUUCAACAACGAUCAGCAAGGGAUGAUAAGGCAAAUGCAACAAUCCGACUAUGGUGGCCGAGUGUGUCACGUCCGCCAAGGAAAUCCUGAUAUCGUGAAGCUCAGUCGGAGUAUGGGCUGUCAGUCUCGACGCUGUGGCUGCCUAUACGAACUUCCAGGUUGCAUCCAGUGGCUUCUCAGAUGUCCGGGACCCGCAGUCCUAGAUAUCCUAACAGAUGAUACUGAGAUGAUCCCUUUCGUGCCAAAUGGACAACCAUUGGACCGAAUGCUUCUGGAGCCGACUCGAGCAACUGGGUCAUAA